Messenger RNA from Cooperia oncophora, 633 nucleotides. NCBI's taxonomy places the organism in Eukaryota, Metazoa, Nematoda, Chromadorea, Rhabditida, Trichostrongylidae. The record is from the annotation of a GenBank genome assembly.
UCCUGCAAUUCCCAAUGUGUUGAACGCCUUCCGCAAGAACACUGUGGCAAUCUUUGUCAUAGUCAGUGCACCGCAGCUUGUACUCAGAGUGUCCCGGCAGUCACCCAACAAGCACCGCAAUGCGUUGCAGCUUGUCAGCCAGCUUGCGAACCAUCCUGUGUUCAGACUGCUACUACACCCAUUAAAGUAGAGAUCCGAUUUGAACAAUGUCAGCCAGCAUGCGAGACCAGCUGCAUGCGUGAGUGUCAGGCAACUUCGACGUCGAUCGGAUCGGGUUGUGGAGCAGCUUGUACGAAUAUCUGCACGCAUUCGUGUGCAGCUCAACCGGCUACUCAACCGACUGUAGUGCAAGCAGCCCUACAAAGAGAAGACAGUUGCGCUCCACGAUGUAUGGCAGAUUGCCAAAACCUUUGCCCAAGUAAGACGGAUUCCAGUGCUUCAAGAGAUGUGAAGCCAGCUGCCAACAGCUGUGCGGAUCGGCGCCGACUCCCGUCAGCCGAACUACUUGCUAUAAGUUAUGACUGUAAAUCUACCGGUGAGAUAUGCUGCAAUGUACCAAGGAAUGUCUUCAUAAAGAUUCUGGAUGUGGAAUGUCUUGUGUACAGAGAUGUGAGACAGCUUGUCCAGUGGUGA